Molecule: messenger RNA, 438 nt
Organism: Rhinocladiella mackenziei CBS 650.93
Lineage: Eukaryota; Fungi; Ascomycota; Eurotiomycetes; Chaetothyriales; Herpotrichiellaceae
Exons: 1
Coding region: 1-438 (145 amino acids)
Source: RefSeq, a predicted model, not a curated record
AUGCAGCGGGGCAAGUCAAGUACUUCGGUGAAGGCCUCGUUGAAAAUACCCCUGGGAGGAACCCUUGACGCCAAGUUCUGCAACUGGAAUACUAAGCCACCCUUGCUUCUUGAAGGCGUCAAAGACCAUUUCAACAACGCCGCCUAUGCGCACAUGACUCACUCCAAAACGCAUGCCUCGAAUGAGAGAGACGUUGCAGCAUACAAAGGUGAAGCCCAACAUCCUUUCAAGCGUUUGGAUUGUACCAAAUCUACCAUGGGAGAAAUCACCCAGGAUGCAUCUUCUCGUUUGACAUUCGACAAAGGACAAGGCCAUGCCCCCUCGGGGAUCUCUUCUCCAUCUCAAACGUCCGCGAGUUCAAAAGCAGAACGACCCAAGCAGACCCGAAGCCAAAUUCUGGUAGUGCUCCGGGACUUGGCUAGUUUCGACCUGUGCUGA